Messenger RNA from Macroventuria anomochaeta, 1783 nucleotides. RefSeq lists its product as uncharacterized. The record is from RefSeq and is a predicted model, not a curated record. The transcript is spliced from 3 exons. Bases 137 to 1330 code for a protein of 397 amino acids. NCBI's taxonomy places the organism in Eukaryota, Fungi, Ascomycota, Dothideomycetes, Pleosporales, Didymellaceae.
GAUAACCUGACGUGCUCCUACCUUGAAUGAUUCGAAGUCGAACUUCUUGCCAAAGUUGAACGAACCGUGCCUCCAUGCGCUUAUAACCCUCAAUACCGGACGCCUCGUCCCAUACACAACCAUUACGGUCGCUGGCAUGCCCGCACUUCUCUUCCGCCUGCGUAGUCCCAUUCUCCACCUCCCGCGGGCCAGUCGCCCUCCACCAUGUAUAGCACAUAUUCGGAGAUAUCCCUCCAUAAUACAGCAGACACGAUGCUACGCUCACCAACCGCAAAACCCACACCUCGGCACAACCACUCCCGUUCCCGAUGACGCACCGCCGCCUACUCCAAAGUCGCCCUUCUACUUCGAAGCGGGAUAUGCACUAUUUGCAAAGCGGCCCAGUCGACCGUUUCCUCCGCCAUUCCUCUCACGGCCUUCGACCAGUUUCUCGGAGCCGCUGAGCACGCACCAUAAGAGCAGAGACCGGCGACCGAAAGUCAAUGGAGAGAUGAUAAGAGGGGUUACAAAUGGCGACGACGCAGUUCUAGUCAGCGACUACUUUGUUGGCGCAAACGAUGGAGUAGGAGCAUGGGCUACUCGGAAACGAGGACAUGCCGCGCUAUGGUCACGGCUAAUCCUGCACUUCUGGUCUCUCGAAGUCGAAUCCGCCCCCUUCUCGCCCACCUCCCCACCGUCACCCAUCACGUACCUCCAAACCGCCUUCGAGAAGACCAAAAUUGCGACCUCAAAACCCAACGAAUGGCACGGCACAACAACCGCCUGCGGCGCCCUUCUCAGCGCAAACUCCAACGAUCAGCCACUGCUCUAUGUGACGCAAAUCGGCGACGGCCAGAUCCUCAUCAUCCGCCCCAGCAGCCGCGAAGUAAUAUUCCGCACCGAAGAGCAAUGGCACUGGUUCGAUUGUCCACGACAGUUGGGCACAAACUCGCCAGACACACCGAACGACAACGCAGUACUCGACACGAUCGAGAUCCUCGAGGACGACGUUGUGCUCGCGAUGACGGAUGGGGUGGUGGAUAAUCUGUGGGAGCACGAGGUUGUCACGAAUGUGUGCGAGAGCAUGGAGAAGUGGAGGAGCGAGGGUGUGAGGGAGGCAGAAGGAAAGGAAGUAGGAGAAGAGGGGAAAGACGAUCAGGAGCAGAGUUAUGCGGAUGGGAUGCGGUAUGUUGCGCAGAGGCUGGUGAAUGCGGCAAGGGAGAUUGCUGAAGAUCCGUUCGCUGAGAGUCCGUACAUGGAGAAGGCUAUUGAUGAGGGGCUGAGUAUUGAAGGAGGCAAGCUUGACGAUAUCAGCGUGGUAGCUGCUCAGUGCAAGAGGCGCAAAGGCUGAAGCACUAGUUAUGUGUUAAGCACACAAACGAUCACAGGGCCUUUUGAACAAGCAACCGACAGCGAAAAUAGUUUCGAGGGUCGGAGCGGCUCACAUACACCGCUGCGAACGGCGCUGCUUACGGCGAUGAUGCAGCAUUCCAAGCGCCCGGCACCCGUGCUCAGGAGUCAGCGGGUUCCUUCAUCACAAGAGUCAGGUCCAUGAAGAUAUCCACGAGCUACACGAGAGGGUCUAUGAAGACUCUGGAUGACUUGGUAUAGACGAACUAUGGUACAAGCGCGUAUUGAGCAGGUCUAGUAAUUUGAGGCGCACAUGGGGGAUAUGGUUGGAUGGUUGAAACAUUGCGCGGAUAAUGGAGAAUGUCAGCUCUACGGGCGCCAAAUCGCAUCUCGGCGCUUUACAUGUGUGCCUUGGGUUGCUCUCAAAGUCUUAAUGAUGAAAUGGUAUACCGAC